Lactuca virosa is the source of this 630-nucleotide messenger RNA. Lineage: Eukaryota; Viridiplantae; Streptophyta; Magnoliopsida; Asterales; Asteraceae. The record is from the annotation of a GenBank genome assembly.
AUGGCAACCCCAUCUCAACUCAAAACACUCCCUCCAUAUUCAUCCCCUCAUCCUUUCGCCAUUAGAGCUCCAUCACCUUCUCCAUCAUCAUCUUCCUCUUUAGCAACCUCCAUGAAAUUCAAAACCCUAAUCCACAACUUCAUCUUCUCCCACAUCUUCCGACUAGCAAGGGCCCUCACCAAGGCCAAGACCAUAAUCAUCGAGCUUCUCAAACAGAUCCACCUCAACAAUGUCAACUUCCUGGAACCACUGAUCUUGAAGAAGAACAAAAACAAGAAUAAGCUCUACUUUGGAUCGUUUAGGUUGCACUACAACUGGUGUUCAUCACAUGUUGUCCCGAUGACUUCACCCAACCCGUUUAAUGGUCAAGUCUACUAUGAUUCAACCUGGGGUUCCUUUGCUGAUGAAAUGGCUCCUCAUGAGUCGCAGCUCUCAGGGUACCUCCAAUGGCUGGAAGAGAAGAACAAGAGUGAUGAUCAUGGGAAUAAGGGCUCUGGGAUUACUGUUGAUGAGAUGAAUGAGAUCGAUCGUCUUGCAGACAAGUUUAUAGCGAAUUGCCAUGAGAAAUUCAGAUUGGAAAAACAAGAAUCUUACAGGAGAUUUCAAGAAAUGAUGGCUAGAAGUGUGUGA